Molecule: messenger RNA, 974 nt
Organism: Toxorhynchites rutilus septentrionalis
Lineage: Eukaryota; Metazoa; Arthropoda; Insecta; Diptera; Culicidae
Product: prenylated Rab acceptor protein 1
Exons: 4
Coding region: 51-638 (195 amino acids)
Cellular component (GO): Golgi apparatus
Source: RefSeq, a predicted model, not a curated record
CACGUAAACAAAAACAAACCGACGAGCGCGGAAACGUCAAAACGGAAACCAUGCAGGAGUCCGACGUUCAUAUCGACAUGAGUGGCGAUAUGGAACCGCCGAAGCAAGAGUCAAAAUCGUUGUUCAAUGUUUCCACGUUCACCAAUUUCUCCGCUCGGAUUCCGAGUUUGUGGGAAUUUUUGCGAAUCACCAGACAAAAUGUUCGCCCGUGGUCGGAAUUUCUGCAAACAGCGAAUUUUAAGACCGUGGCGAACGUUCCACGGCUCACGAAUCGAAUCAUCCGUAACCUGGGUUACUUCCAGAGCAACUAUCUGUUCGUUUUUCUCGGAUUGAUUGUCUACUGCUUAUUGACAUCCCCGUUGAUCUUGAUUGUGCUGGGAUGCGUAUUCUACGCUUGCUAUCGCAUCAAACAGGCCAAUGCACCCGUUGCCUUUUUCUCCCGUCAGUUGAACACCAACCAACAGUGCAUCGCAGUUAAUGUUGCUGCCAUUCCGGUGCUUUACCUGGCCGGUGCCGGGGCAGUCAUGUUUUGGGUUUUGGGAGCAUCUUUCUUUGUUAUAUCGCUGCACGCGGCCUUCUACAAUAUCGAUGCGAUCGUAACGGAGGACACCGAGACGUUCUUGUCGGAGACAGUGUAAUCGGGUGAAAUCCUGUUCGAAGAGAAUGUCGAUUGUUUAGUAUUUUGCGCAUAACAAAUAAUCGCAAACGUAAAUUUACGUAAGUAAUAAUCAGAGGCAUUAUUCCGGCAAAUGAUCAAAUUUGCAGGCUUUAACUGUUGGUUACAAACCACAUAAAUUGGAGCAUAUCUUCCACUAAUGUUUUUGUUAUGUACACUGUUUAGUUCGUAUCACAGGUUUUGAUAUCAGAAAAAUAUAUUUAACUUAUUCGUUUAUUUUAUCUAUGUAGCACGACAGCACUAUUAUGUGUGCUAAUGUGUGGCUAAAAUUUUCUAAUAAAAAUUUAAAAAAAUUAAA